AUGGCUCAACAGUACAUCGGAUCAAGGAUCUCGCUGAUCUCAAAGUCAGACAUCAGAUAUCGAGGGAUCUUGCACUCCAUCGACCCCGCCGCGUCCACCGUCAGCUUGGAACAAGUUAGGUCGAUGGGAACCGAGGGCCGGAAAUCUAACCCUUCCGAAGAGAUUGCACCGACCGAUCAGCUAUACGAAUUCAUUGUUUUUCGGGCUGCCGACGUCAAAGAUCUGUCUAUCGAAGCCCCGGCCGAACCGAAACCAGAGCCCCCCAAACCGUCGGUCCCGGAUGACCCAGCCAUCAUGAGCACGACUGCUCCCCCGCGUGCUCCUCCGAAUCCGUAUAUGCAACCAAGCAUGAUGGGCCCACCCCAGGGAAUGUACAACAACGCCAUGCCGCCGAUGAUGUACCCGCCCGGCCAUGUGCCACCCCAAUGGCCACCCUACGUCAUGCCCCCACCCGGACAGAUGCAUCCAAUGAUGGGAUUCCCCCCGCAACCAAUGCCCCCACCAAAUGGACCACUAGCUCAGCAACCCAAUCACCAACCAAACCAAGCACAUGUACCCCAAUCCACGAAACCUAGCCCGGCGGCCACAACGGGCAAAGCGGUACCUCCUCAUAAGGUUGACUCUGCCGGAUCGCCUGACCAUCAGAAGGCUUCAUCCCUGGCGAGUACUCUAUCGCCCACCAAGCAAUCCAGCUCUCUGGCCUCCAACCCGGCUCCUCCCAGUUCCUCAGGCCCAGGCGGGCCAGCCCUUCCGUCCUCUCAGACAUCUCGGGGGCCGAUGACCGUUAAUGGUGCAGCGGGUUCCGGCAAGAGUGUCUUUGGCACGACCACUGCGAUGGACAUGAUGGCCAGCAUUGCGGCAAUGAGCCCCCAGCAAGGCUCACCGGCUAACCAACAGACUAGCUCAGCCUCGCAAAAGUUCCCGGCCAACCUCUCAAAGAGCCACCCGAACCAGAACGGCCCUCAGGGAAUCAACCACGCACAGCUCGGCGUACCCCAGUCGUCGACCUCCCAAUCGCAACAGCACCAUCAAAUGAGACAUCCCUUGCCCCAGGUCCCAAACAAUAACAAUAACAACAAUAAACCCAAGACCGGCCCCAAGGUUCACGGGGCAGGCCAAGCCAACAACUCGCACAGGCCCAACCAUCACCAUCAGUCCCCCUCAUCACCGAUUGUACCCGCCCAGGACUUCGACUUUGCCUCGGCUAACGCCAAAUUCAACAAGGCCGCGCCGCCGAGCAACCCAACCAAAGUGGAAGACGGGAACCAACAGAAGGAAGCCGCCGAGGGUAGCUCAGCCACGGAUAAGGCCGCCGAUGGGAUGAAAACGACUGGUGGCGAGUCGAAAGAGGAGGACGAUUUUGUGAUCCCAGAGGCACCCCCGGGAACCUACUACGACAAGAAGAAGAGCUUCUUCGACGAUAUCAGCUCCGAGGUCAAGGAGCGAUCGGCCCUCUCUUCGCAGGACGGCCCGUCCAAAACCACAUCUGGGGUGCCUAACGGAACAGGCGCCGGACGAGGCGCGCGUGGCGGGGCUGGAGGGAGAGGUGGGAGGGGCGGGAGAGGAGGAUGGGAUCGAAACGCGGAGCGCCAGAAGAACCUGGACACAUUUGGCGAGGUAGCGCUGAACCCGAACCUGGGCGCACUGGGCUCAGGAUACAACGGCUACGGUCGCGGAGGCGCCCAUCGGAUGGGCCAGAUCGGAGGCGCCAUGAACGGAGGAGGGUACAGAGGUAUGCCCGGCCGAGGCCGUGGCGCACAGGGACGUGGAAACCAUCACCAUCACAAUCCCGCUGCAGCUCGCGGUGGCUUCCCUGUCAAUGUUAGAGGAAAUCAUCUCGCUGGUCCUGUCAACCAAUAA
This is a messenger RNA of Puccinia triticina, 1860 nucleotides long. RefSeq lists its product as uncharacterized. Gene Ontology annotation, molecular function: mRNA binding. The record is from RefSeq and is a predicted model, not a curated record. NCBI's taxonomy places the organism in Eukaryota, Fungi, Basidiomycota, Pucciniomycetes, Pucciniales, Pucciniaceae. The transcript is spliced from 6 exons. Gene Ontology annotation, cellular component: P-body. Bases 1 to 1860 code for a protein of 619 amino acids. Gene Ontology annotation, biological process: P-body assembly; cytoplasmic stress granule assembly.